Messenger RNA from Fulvia fulva, 768 nucleotides. RefSeq names its product N-glycosidase. Lineage: Eukaryota; Fungi; Ascomycota; Dothideomycetes; Mycosphaerellales; Mycosphaerellaceae. Bases 1 to 768 code for a protein of 255 amino acids. The record is from RefSeq and is a predicted model, not a curated record. The transcript has a single exon.
AUGCCACAGUCAGCGACCCGCUCUAACAAGCACGCAAAACCAGCAGAGAAUUCAGCUUCCAGCACAGAAAACGACAACUACGAUGACAGAGACGGCACGGGUCCCAUCUUCUUUUGGCGAGAAUGGGAAGAACCGCACGGCUUCCUCUGUCAAUUCUGCCGCUGCACCUUCAUUGACAAGCCUGGCGAAAGCCCAAUCCCAGGGCACGAGAAUACCUCAACCCAUCAGCAUACUUUCAACUGCGCGGAGCAAUACAUGAUGUGCCACAAAGCCCUCAUCCUCGCCACGCCUGAUCCACCUCAGAAGAAGAACACAAGCAGCAAAAGAUCCACGCACCCGCCACCUCGACCUAUUCCACCAGAGAGAAAGCAUCUCCCCGAAGCCAUUCUCACCUCCGACAACCCAAAUCAGCAAAAAUACCUAGCCCGCUCCGUGGCUUUCACUCCCAGGCAGGAGAAACUGUACAAUCGCUGCAGAUUCGAGAUCGUAGUGCAGGGCAACUACUACAAGUUCACGCAGAAUCCAGAGCUGAAGGCGAAACUGUUAGCGACUGGAGAUCGUCAGCUCGUCGAGGCGGCGCCGAACGAUCGGACUUGGGGGAUUGGAUUUUUGGCGAGAGAUGCGAGGAAGCAUGGUCAUCAGAAUGGGUGGGGGAUGAAUUUGCUUGGGAAGACAUUGGAGAGUGUGAGGGAAUUGGUACGGAGUGAAGAUGAGGAGGGGGAGGAAGCUCGCCUGGCUAUUGCUAACGAAGAAAGCGGAGAGGUAUAG